Messenger RNA from Uranotaenia lowii, 1413 nucleotides. RefSeq names its product cell division cycle protein 23 homolog. The transcript has 3 exons. The record is from RefSeq and is a predicted model, not a curated record. Gene Ontology annotation, biological process: cell division. Gene Ontology annotation, cellular component: anaphase-promoting complex. The coding region runs from base 1 to 1413 and encodes 470 amino acids. NCBI's taxonomy places the organism in Eukaryota, Metazoa, Arthropoda, Insecta, Diptera, Culicidae. Gene Ontology annotation, molecular function: protein binding.
AUGCCUCCCAUCGUGUCGCUUGGCAAACUGGAUCUCAACCAAAUGGCGGUCAACAUUUUCGUUGAAGCCAUCAACGCGGAACCCACUAUGUGGGGAUCCUGGGUUGAACUGGCCCCUUUAAUUACCGAUAAAACUAUGCUCCAGAAUCUGAAACUUCCCAACCAUUGGAUAAAGCAAAUUUUCAUUGGUUACACCUACAUUGAACUUUUCCUCAACGACGAAGGAAUCAAAAUAUUCGAACAUCUACAGGUGGCUGGUUUCGGAAAAUGCAUCUUUGUCCCCACCCAAUUGGCCAUAGCCUUUUCCAACAAACGAGAUGUGGACAAGUCAAUCGAAAUCUUCCAACGGCUGCACGAGGUCGACCCCUUCCGGCUGGAUAACCUGGAUUCAUACUCCAAUUUACUGUUCGUAAAGGAUAUGAAAACGGACAUGGCCCAUCUGGCCCACAAAGCCGUGGACAUCAACAAGUACAGCCCAGAAACGUGCUGCGUAGUCGGGAAUUACUACAGCAUCCGUGGGGAUCACCACAAGGCGGUUGUCUACUUUCAGCGGGCACUGAAACUCAACCCCCGGUAUCUGUCCGCGUGGACCUUGAUGGGGCACGAGUUCAUGGAGAUGAAAAAUACCAACGCUGCUAUCCAGAGCUACCGGCAGGCGGUGGAGGUUAACCGAAGAGACUUUCGGGCCUGGUACGGUCUAGGUCAAGCGUACGAAAUCCUCAAAAUGCCAUUCUACAGUCUACACUAUUACAAAGCGGCCCAGCAGUUGCGUCCUUACGACAGCCGAAUGUUGGUGGCUCUGGGAGAAACCUACGAGAAGCUAGAGAAGGCAGCCAACGCUCUCAAGUGCUACCAGAAAGCAUACAACGUAGGUGAUAUCGAGGGAGUUGCCCUGUACAAUCUUGCCCGGCUUUACGAAAAGCAGAACGAAAUCGAAAAAGCCAUCCCCGCACUUUUGCGGUUCUGUUCCGACGAAAAAACGGUGGUGGAUAAAAGCUCACUUUGUCACGCGUACAUGACUUUGGGAAAUUUCUACGAAAAGAAUGGCCAGUUCGAUAAGGCGUCCCAUUUUGCAUACAAGUGUUUGGACCACGAGGAAUCGAAACGUGAGGCGGAAGCUCUCCUGAAAACCAUUGCCAACAAACGGGCGCAAAAAGCGGCCGCACAAGCCCAGACUUCCUCAGCAACCGGUGCCGAAGCUCGGCAAGGGGAGGAUCUGGAGAAAACAUCCGAUAUGGAUCUGGAGGAGAUUGAGUUUGAGGGUAGUGUCGGACGAGUGGUUGAUCUGGCAAUGGCCCACGACGAUAUGCUGGUCGAGAACGAUGAACCGGAAUUCCAGCUGGAGCAAGCAGCGGAGCUGGAAAAUUCUUCCCUAUCGAUCAUCAUGGAGGAUGACCCGGAUCCAACUGAGUGA